AUGUCCCGCGACUCCUCCUCAACGUACAUCCACCUGCACGCAUCGCGUCUGGCCGACGUAUUCGAAGAGUUCUGCCGGCCACCUGCAUCGACGGUCUUCGCGCUCUCGUCCACACCGCUCGCGGCGCAGAACCACCACCAGCAGCACUCUGGCCACUCAUCCAGCGGCGUCGGCGUCGGCGGCGGCGGGAUCGGCGGCAGUUCGCAGCCAAUGCAAGGCAACAUCGGCGACGGCAGCGGCAUGACCUCCCUGCCGGGCCACUACCUCCCGUUCGAGGAGAUCGCACUGCCGCCGCACCUGAUGCCCAUCAACCCGGAAGACGAGGACGACGUGGUCCCGGACAUGCACGCCGCGUUCGGCAUCAACCGCGCCUUGAACCAGAAUCUGGCCUCCGGGGCUAUCGUGCCGGGCUCGGCGGCCGCGGCGGUCGCUGCGGCCGGCGUGGACCACGGGGCGAGGACGGCGGGCGCGGACGGGGCGGCGACGGGCGAGGCAAGCCACGCGGGCGCGACGAGGGAGCCCGUGUGGAGGGAUCUGGGGCUGGAUGCGCUGGUGGCUGAUGCGCAGCCGAGGAAUGCGGUUUCCACUGUUGGCGGCGCCGAGGGGACGAGACAUAGAAGAGAAGGGAAGAGGACCGGCUUGUUGCUUCUACGGUGA
Molecule: messenger RNA, 657 nt
Organism: Fonsecaea multimorphosa CBS 102226
Lineage: Eukaryota; Fungi; Ascomycota; Eurotiomycetes; Chaetothyriales; Herpotrichiellaceae
Exons: 2
Coding region: 1-657 (218 amino acids)
Biological process (GO): positive regulation of mitotic metaphase/anaphase transition
Cellular component (GO): anaphase-promoting complex
Source: RefSeq, a predicted model, not a curated record